This is a messenger RNA of Toxotes jaculatrix (banded archerfish), 563 nucleotides long. RefSeq names its product glycoprotein hormones, alpha polypeptide (gene cga). The transcript is spliced from 4 exons. Lineage: Eukaryota; Metazoa; Chordata; Actinopteri; Toxotidae. Gene Ontology annotation, cellular component: extracellular region; follicle-stimulating hormone complex. The record is from RefSeq and is a predicted model, not a curated record. Gene Ontology annotation, molecular function: follicle-stimulating hormone activity. Gene Ontology annotation, biological process: thyroid hormone generation; positive regulation of steroid biosynthetic process. Bases 12 to 410 code for a protein of 132 amino acids.
GCAGAGGCACAAUGAAGGGGAAACUUUCUAUCAACGUGGUUACUGCUGCAACCACAAUGGGCUCAGUGAAAUCAGCUGUACUGUCUUUUCUUCUGUUGUCGUUUUUUCUUUACAUAGCUGAUUCUUACCCCAACAUCGACUUAUCAAACAUGGGCUGUGAGGAAUGCACACUGAGGAAGAACAGUGUUUUCUCGAGGGAUCGUCCAGUCUACCAGUGCAUGGGCUGCUGCUUUUCCAGAGCGUACCCGACACCUCUCAAGGCCAUGAAGACAAUGACAAUCCCAAAGAACAUCACCUCGGAGGCAACAUGCUGUGUUGCAAAACACAGCUACGAGACAGAGGUGGCCGGCAUAAGGGUGAGAAACCACACAGACUGCCACUGCAGCACCUGCUAUUUUCAUAAGAUCUGACCGAUGACAUCUGGAGACCUUUCUGCACCUCUUAGCUUGGCAACAAAAUUCUGGACACUUCUUUUAAUAUGAACGAGCUCUUCUCUGUUUUAAAAUGUAUGUUCUUGAGUUGCUAGAUAAUAUUUUUGUAGCUACUGUGUGUCUGUGAUGUGU